This is a messenger RNA of Penicillium macrosclerotiorum, 333 nucleotides long. RefSeq names its product CVNH domain-containing protein. The record is from RefSeq and is a predicted model, not a curated record. Lineage: Eukaryota; Fungi; Ascomycota; Eurotiomycetes; Eurotiales; Aspergillaceae. Bases 1 to 333 code for a protein of 110 amino acids. The transcript is spliced from 2 exons.
AUGAAAUUCUUCCAGAACUUUGCAAUUCUCUCAAUUUUUACAGUCGCUGUUUCGGGCGCCUCCAAGUUCGCAGACACGUGUGAAAAUAUCGAAGGAUCUGGCACGAUGAUCCGAGCAGAAUGCCAGGACAGAGAAAAUGGGCAGCUUCAAAUAAGCGAACUUGAUUUGAAUCGCUGCAUCAAAAAUUCGAAGGGAUCUCUCAAGAUUAGUGGAAAUUUCCAGGCCUCUUGUAUCAAUUGCAGCCUGAGAGGACAUACGGAGUUUGAAUGUCAAUGCAGAAAUGUCGACGACGACCAUCGCUAUGUGUCCGCUCAUAUCGAUCUCAGUAAGUGA